CUCCCCCUCCACCCGUGACACCAUGACCGAGUCGUGCUGCUGCUCCCCUUGCUGCCAGCCUACGUGCUGCAGGACCACCUGCUGCCGGACCACCUGCUGCCAGCCCAGCUGCUGCGGGUGCGGCGGCAGCGGCUGUGGACAAGGCGGCAGCGGGUCCAGCUGCUACGGGUCCAGCUGCUGCCAGCCUUGCUGCUGCCCCCCAACUUGCUGUCAGACCACCUGCUGCAGGACCACCUGCUGCCGGCCCAGCUGCUGCGGGACCACCUGCUGCCGGCCCAGCUGCUGUGUCUCCAGCUGCUGUCAACCCAGCUGCUGUGGGUCCAGUGGCUGUGGACAACCUUGCUGUGGGUCCAGCUGCUGUCAGCCAGCCUGCUCUACCCGCGUGUACUGCAGGAGAACCUGCUACCUCCCCACCUGCUGCUGCCUGCCUGGAUGCCUAGCCCAGGGCUGUGGAUCCAGCUACUGCUAGCCUGGUUGCCAGCCAAACUGCUGCCGCACCACCUGCCGGAGGACCACCUGCUGCCACCCCUGCUCGAUGUCCAGACGCUGCCAGCCUUCCUACUGCUGACCUCCUCACCAAGAACCACCAUCUGCACACAGCACUGAUUUGCCAUUUGGGAAACAAAGACACUGCCAAAUGUUACUGAAAGCCAGCAUGCAAUCGCCAACAUUUCUGUUACUCAUCUGCCUGUUCCAAAGCCUCUGAAUCAGCUUGAUGAAGUGGGGACCACUUCUCCUGAUUCUCUUCUUCCUCAGGUCUUGUGAGACCCUGCCAGCUUCAGGCCUCCAGAUACGGAGUCAAGAGGAGUCAAGAUCUCUGCUUUGACUCCAUAGUCAGGGUCUUCAUCCUGUCUA
Neomonachus schauinslandi (Hawaiian monk seal) is the source of this 855-nucleotide messenger RNA. Its product is annotated as keratin-associated protein 9-2-like. NCBI's taxonomy places the organism in Eukaryota, Metazoa, Chordata, Mammalia, Carnivora, Phocidae. The record is from RefSeq and is a predicted model, not a curated record. The transcript has 2 exons. Gene Ontology annotation, cellular component: keratin filament.